Penicillium soppii is the source of this 390-nucleotide messenger RNA. RefSeq lists its product as uncharacterized. The record is from RefSeq and is a predicted model, not a curated record. The transcript has a single exon. Lineage: Eukaryota; Fungi; Ascomycota; Eurotiomycetes; Eurotiales; Aspergillaceae. The coding region runs from base 1 to 390 and encodes 129 amino acids.
AUGUCUCGCCUUGGUUACGCCACUCAUUCCAACUCCGUCACUCGCUUCAAGGAAGAGCGCGCUGCAUUCAUCUCCAACUUGGAGGCGAACGCUAAUACUCUUAGGGAUCACCCUCAUGCCGCUGGGGAGGUUGCUGAUAGCUUGUACGGGCUCGUUGACCAGGUUCGUCGUAUCAAGGUUGCGGCUGUGGCUAUGGAUGCUAUACGGUCUGAUCCGUAUGUAAGGGCGAAGCCGUAUGCAUUCUAUAGCCACGAGGUGCCUUUGAUGUGUAAGGAUGUUGUGGCUAGUUUGCUCCAUUGGGCUGAUAUUCUCGUUAACACUGAUGGGCGGCGAACGGAUGACAUUGUUGUUCAAAGUAUUAGGCAGAUGUUGGUUUCCUUGCGUUUUUGA